AUGGCAACAACGCGAGCUAGAUUUGAAUCACUUGAAGCAUCCAUGACAGAAUUACGAGAGAUGGUUCAAACAAUGUUCGAGGGAAUGGAAGAAAUGCGGACAAUUUUGAAAAGAAAAAAAGAAAGGAAGAAAGAAACAAAGGCAGACUAUCGAAACCCGUUUUCAUCUUUAGGAGAGGAUUAUGAAGAAGAAGACGAAUGGGAGGAUGAAAAUUCUGAAUCUGAUGAAAGUUCAAAAAGCAGUAAACACACCGAUCAACAUUGGAAGAAUCCUAUUCGCAUGGACUUCUCCAAGUUCAAUGGCACUGAUGACCCGCGUGUGUGGUUAAAUAGAGCGCGUCAAUACUACCGUGCCCAAGAUACUCCUCCAAAGAAAUGGGUUCAGUGGGCCUCUUAUCAUCUCGACGGUGAGGCGAAUCAGUGGUGGCAAUGGUUCAGUGCACGCCACACUCGAAUUACCUGGUCAAUGUUCGAGAAAGGCUUGCUACAAAGAUUCAGUACAGCAGAACUUGAAGAAGCUGAUGAAGCCAUUGUUAGGCUCAAACAAACCGGUAGUUUUCGUUCUUAUCUCAUUGAAUUUGAGCGAUUGGUUAAUUGUGUACCACAUUGGAAGGACAAGGUGCUACUAGGGGCCUUUAUGGCUGGAGUCCAAGACGACCUUGCUAAAGAAAUACGGUUCUUUCGACCCCAAACGUUAGAACAAGCUAUCGGAUUAGCUAGGCAUGCUGACGAGCAAGCUAAGACUCGACGAACAGGAGGCUUGCAUGUCAAAACUCAACAGAGAAUGACAAACUCUACACCAGCAGCUCAUAUGAGUUCAUCAAGCCGAUCCUCAAAUAUAGCAAAUUCAGUCCCAACAAAGCGAUUAACGUGGGCAGAGAUGCAAGCAAAACGAGAAAAAAAUGAGUGCUUCAAUUGUGAUGAGCCUUUUUCACGAGGCCACAAGUGCAGACUUGCACAAGCUUUCCUUAUUGAAAGUGGAAACGAAGAAGAAGACUCAAGCCCAAUAUAUGACGAGGAGGUCGAGAAUGGAGAACCUACAAUCUCAUUGAAUGCACUCGUGGGUGAAAGUAGAGGGAAGUCAAUGAGAAUGAUUGGCAGCAUCAAGAAUGAAACAAUUCAGUUGCUAGUCGACAGUGGGUCAAGCCUGAAUUUUAUUCACCCGCAACGUGCAGAAGAUCUUCGACUAAGUGUGGUUCAUAUUCCUCCAAUAUAUGUUCGAGUUUCCAAUGGAGACAAGAUGCCAUGUAGUCUCCGAUUCGAAGGCGUGAAUAUAACGAUUCAAGGUAUUACUUUCCAAACUACACUAUAUGGGUUAAAUGUAUGUAACCUCAACGUAGUGUUGGGAUUACCUUGGUUGGAAAGUCUUGGACCAGUGUUGACGGAUUAUCGGACCAUGACAAUGAACUUUGAGCAAGAAGGAUGUGAGCACAUCCUUAGAGGAUUUUCUCCUUCGCCAAAGGCCAAGUCCAUUGAGUGGGAUGAAUUAACCAAAGAGCCGAGUAAUGAGACAUCAGUGUUUGUGCUUAUGAAAUCUUCGGAGACAGAGACAGAGUCCGCCUUAGAGGAGGUACACACGGACAUACAAAGAAUAUUGAACCAGUUUGAUGACGUGAUGAGCGAGCCAAAGGGGCUACCCCUACCCAGAACCUACGAUCACAGAAUCACCUUUAAGGAUGAAAAUACUGUGGUUAACGUAGCGCCCUAA
Messenger RNA from Salvia hispanica, 1707 nucleotides. The record is from RefSeq and is a predicted model, not a curated record. Lineage: Eukaryota; Viridiplantae; Streptophyta; Magnoliopsida; Lamiales; Lamiaceae.